This is a messenger RNA of Phycomyces blakesleeanus NRRL 1555(-), 978 nucleotides long. RefSeq lists its product as hypothetical. Gene Ontology annotation, biological process: ribosome biogenesis. Gene Ontology annotation, cellular component: ribonucleoprotein complex. Bases 33 to 833 code for a protein of 266 amino acids. The record is from RefSeq and is a predicted model, not a curated record. The transcript is spliced from 3 exons. Lineage: Eukaryota; Fungi; Mucoromycota; Mucoromycetes; Mucorales; Phycomycetaceae.
CUUUCUCUUUUACACAUCCAUCCAUCCUCAUUAUGCCUCCCGCAAAGAAAUCCGUUGGCAAGAAGGUCGCCCCUGCUCCUUACCCCGUCAAGGGAAAGACUUCCUCCAAGUCUCCCGUCAACCCCUUGAUUGAGAAGCGUCCCAAGAACUUUGGCAUUGGUCAGGAUAUCCAGCCCAAGCGUGAUGUCUCUCGCUUUGUCAAGUGGCCCGCAUAUGUUCGUCUUCAGCGUCAGAAGAAGAUCAUCUACCAGCGUCUCAAGGUCCCCCCGGCUCUGAACCAGUUCACCCAGGUUUUGGACAAGAACACUGCCACCCAGCUCUUCAAGUUGGCUAACAAGUACAGACCUGAGACCAAGGCCGAGAAGAAGGACCGUCUCCGCGCCGCUGCUGCUGCCAAGGCUGAGAAGAAGGAGGUCGCCAAGACCGACAAGCCCGUUGUUGUCAAGUACGGUAUCAACCACAUUGUCGCCUUGAUCGAGGCCAAGAAGGCCCAGCUCGUCGUCAUUGCCGACGAUGUUGACCCCAUUGAGCUCGUCCUCUACUUGCCCGCCCUCUGCCGCAAGAUGGGUAUCCCUUACUGCAUCGUCAAGGGUAAGGCACGUCUCGGUACCGUCGUCCACAAGAAGACCGCCACUGCUCUUGCUUUCACCGACCUUAAGGAGGCUGACAAGGCUGAUUUCGCUAACCUCAUCUCUGCCGUCAAGACCAACUUUGGUGACAAGUGGGAGGAGCACAGACGUGUCUGGGGUGGAGGAAUCAACGGUCCCAAGUCUCAGGCCAAGAUGGCCAAGCGCGCUGCUUUGGCUGCCAAGGAAAUUGCUGCUCGCCAGUAAAUUCAUUCAUUUUUUUUUUCUAAACAAAAGAAAAAGGUUAAUUUUUGCUUAAUCAAUUUUAAUUUGAUUUCGCUGAUGUUGUAAAGAGAAAGAGACGGAAGACAAACUUGUAUUAUAUAAAUAAAAGGCUGGUACUAUUCGUCAA